Molecule: messenger RNA, 4759 nt
Organism: Pristis pectinata (smalltooth sawfish)
Lineage: Eukaryota; Metazoa; Chordata; Chondrichthyes; Rhinopristiformes; Pristidae
Gene: stx5a
Product: syntaxin 5A
Exons: 12
Coding region: 283-1332 (349 amino acids)
Biological process (GO): vesicle fusion; intracellular protein transport; endoplasmic reticulum to Golgi vesicle-mediated transport
Cellular component (GO): Golgi membrane; SNARE complex; endomembrane system
Molecular function (GO): SNAP receptor activity; SNARE binding
Source: RefSeq, a predicted model, not a curated record
AGCCGGGGCUGGAGCGCCGGCGGCGGGUGUCGAGGGGACGCGUCAGCGCCGAGACCGGAGGCCGGUGACCGGCCGUUUAAUCGCGGGGGAAGCGGCGCUGUCGAGCUCGGCGGGGGUGGGGGGGGGAGCCGGUCAGCCGUCGGAACGACUCCGAGCCCGGGGUGUAUUCUGAUGGGUCGGCAGGAUAGACGCUGAGAGGCUUGAGCUGUGGAACUGGGGUGUAGGGCUCGCGUUUGGAUGUGGAAUCGACCAUUUAGGAUUGAGGCAGGGGUAUGAGCCUCGAUGAAUACGCGAAGACGUCACGGUCCCUCCAGUACUGAGCAGGGAGUGUACCUUGGGCCAGCACAGACACAAGUACUCUCCUCCAAGUCCUUCCCUCCGAUCUCUGUCUCUUCCAGUGCCCCGCCGCCCACUUUCCAGGAGGACGUCAUGUCGUGUCGCGAUCGCACACAGGAGUUCUUUGCUGCCUGCAAGUCGAUGCAAAGCAGACAGAAUGGGUUACAGGUUAACAAGCCUCACUUGAACGCAGUGCGCCAGCGGAGUGAAUUCACAGUCAUGGCCAAGCGAAUUGGCAAAGAUUUGAGUAACACAUUCUCCAAACUGGAAAAACUGACUAUAUUGGCAAAGCGGAAAUCACUCUUCGAUGACAAAGCUGUUGAGAUUGAAGAGCUGACGUACAUCAUCAAACAGGACAUAAACAGUCUGAACAAACAGAUUGCACAACUGCAAGACUUUGUCAGAGCCAAGGGGAGCCAGAACGGGCGGCACUUACAGACGCAUUCCAACACCAUCGUGGUCUCACUGCAGUCCAGACUGGCUUCCAUGUCAAACGAUUUUAAAUCGGUUCUUGAAGUGAGGACAGAGAAUCUCAAAAUGCAGCGGAACAGAAGAGAACAGUUCUCACGAGCUACAGUAUCCAGUCUCCCUCCUUCAGCUGCCAAUGGUUACGGCGGGUCAGUGCUGCUGAAGGACGACGCGCGCAGGUCCGGGGACGUGGCCAUCGACAUGGACGCCAAGGCCAGCCAGCAGCUGCAGCUCAUCGACGAGCAGGAUUCCUACAUCCAGAGUAGAGCAGACACCAUGCAGAACAUUGAAGCCACCAUUGUAGAACUGGGCUCUAUAUUCCAGCAGCUUGCACACAUGGUUAAGGAACAGGAGGAGACUAUACAGAGGAUCGACGCCAACAUCGAGGACACCCAGCUCAACGUCGAGGCAGCCCACUCGGAGAUCCUGAAGUACUUCCAGUCCGUCACCUCCAACCGCUGGCUGAUGAUCAAGAUCUUCCUCAUCCUUGCUGUCUUCUUCAUUGUGUUCGUGGUGUUCCUGGCCUAGAGCCGGCUCCUGGACCCCGCGCCCGCACACGUGCUCUCCUCCUCCGUGGAUGGCGUCGAGAGGGCACACAGCGGGAAUGUCCCUGGAACUUGGAACUCCCAAUGGCGCUGCUGUCUUCAGGGUGUGGCUGGUCACAGCCAGUCACCCCUCCACAAAUUCUCACCCACCCAGUGUCAGCUGUGCGCCCACAAUGAGCCAAAUACUUUGGGAGUGCGCAGCCGGCCCGCGGACAUCUAGUAGGGCCAGUUACUGUGACCUCUCUCACUCCCUCCCGGAACUUCAACCUGUCCUUUCCCCUUGCUCUGUCUGUGUAGCAUUUCCUUCUCUCUAGAUCGCCGAGUCUUCUGUCGACCAGACCCAUCGAUGCCGUCGGAAGCCGCUGAGGAGGUGGACUUGCCCCAGAGCAGACGGGCCAUUCGUGCAGGCAGCCAGAAUUUGCCGCCAACCCCUCCUCCAACCUUGGCUGUCGGUCAAGAGUGACUGAAUGCCUCGUAAAUCCAAGGACUGGUGUGGAAGGGACAUCUUGAGGUUUUGCACUUGUCUUUGGCGGUGAACGGGGAAUGCUGACCUGAGAGAUUCGAGACUUUGAGCUGUAUAUUUCUUUACCUUGAGGUUUAAUUUAAGCUGCGUCAUCUUCCUCUCUGAAAUCAAGGUGACUUGGCCCUCACACAUCCAUGUUGUAACCGGGACUGGGUGUCAGAGUCACCGGACACUUUGAGUGGAGCCUGCCUGUCUCCUCCACCUUUUCCUGAGAAAGGUUCCUCCCGUUGUGAAUUUUAAACUCUUUUUCCUCCCCUUGUACCCAUAGCAUUUUGUCCCUGGUUUUCCCCAUCCCUCAACCAGCCCCCCCCCCCCCCCGCGCCCCCGAGUCAACACACGUUGAAGCUGCUAACCGAUUCCCAACCAUGGGCUCGAUCCUCACCCAAGGCCCCCUGUAUUGGAGCCCAGUUAGUAACGAGCGGGUUGCUCCAUCCUGAACAGUGUUGCUUUAUUAACUACCCCACCCCACCCAGUGCUCUCUCAGAUCUGCCCAGUUAAGACAGCGCAGCGAUUACUUGAAAGAGCCGAUAGCCAAGGAGACAUCAACACACAAGAAAAUGAGUCCUGACUCUGUUCCAGAUGACUCUGUAAACUGUCUACCUUCAACCAAUAAAUAAAAGCAACCACAUUGAGGAUUAGUUCACCACGGUUAGUACCUUUUUUUUUUGUUACUCUGCAGGGAACGAGCACUUUUAGUUGGAAGCAGUAAAAAAAAACUAUGCUCUACUCUUAUGCAGGAUCAGGUGGCAGACCCUCUCCGUCAGUUCCGGAGUGGUGUAUCCAGUGUUCCAGCUAGGGGAAAAGGGCUCAGUACCCGCCCCGUUUCAUAGAAAGGUAGAAAGCAGGCUGUUUGACCCACUGCCUGUGCCAAUUAUCACGCACCCAUUCUCUCACUAAUCCUCCCCUAACCCACGUUAUUCUCCCCACAUUCCUGCCAACUCCUUCCCCCCCCCCCCCCCCCCCCCCCCCCCCCCAGAUUCUACCACCCACCCACAUGCUGGGGGCAGGCAGUUUACAGCAGGCAAUUGCCCAGCACAUUCUCAGGAUGUGGGGGGAAAGCCAGUCACAGGGAGAACCUGCGAACUCCACACAGACAGAAUUGGAGGUCAGGGUUGGUCCUGGGUCAACUGCAUCGCUGGUCCUGCACCACUGUCGUCAGAUCCGAAAUCCGAGUCGGAGUGGCUGUCUUUCUCCUCGCUGGGUAUUCCUGCUUGUCCGUCUGAUUACUGUGCCUUUGCACUGAUGCUCCCAGCACAUUGUGUGUGGAAUCGGCCCCUGAACGUGAAGCUUCCCCCGAGCAGAGCAUGGCCUCAGUGAACUACACUCUAGCAAAGAGGUCUUCCCUUCUCGCUGACUCCCUCUGCCCUAAUCCCUUCCGUUCCAAAACCGCCCUUCCCGCUGGGAGCAUCACCCUUCCUGCUGGGCUGCGAUUCCGGUGCCGCGGGGAUCACAGCCCUUGACCUCGGCAGACGAGGUGGGGUUAAGACUUCAGGGGUGUGGCGACUCCAGUGACAUUGGAGGCGAUUUCAGCAUCGUAACUCCCCCCAGCUCGAACCAUUAAUGUGAAAUUUCACAGAGGACACACCUUUGGGACUCAGAGGCUGAUUUAGCUUCUGCUCUAAGGAUUUUUUUAACUUUUUCUUAGUUCUAAUCAAUUGAUUUAAAAGAGGUUUAAUUAUUUCUAAUUUAAAAUGUAAAAAUUUCUUAUUAAACUAGGUUUCCAGAGCUUGUAUAAUUCUCCCUUGUUCCAUAAACAAAGCAGCAAACCCAGGUCCUCGCGAGAUAAGUACGACACUGUGUGUGCGCGCGCGCAGAGCAUUUACCAAGCACAGGCUGUGGACCGCGAGACCUCCGACAGUCGCAGAAGAGCAUUCUGCCAGCUUGCGCCCGCUGCCUCCGUCUACCUCUCCAGCCCUCUCCCUGCUGCUAACGUUUAGCUGCAGUGCCACGCCGACGGGGGAGCAGAGCGUGCUCCAGACCAGAGGAGGCGGCAGCGGCUGCAAGUUGGAGAACGCUCGGGGCAUUAAACACCGUGGCCUCGCUGUGCAGGCCGCUGUUCAUCCACAGCCCGGCUGAGCAGCAGGAUCUGGUUUUGCUGCACCGUUUAUUAUUUAAAACACACCUCUCCCAGUGUUGCUUCAGCUUACUUUCUUCCCUGGAAACGGCUUAGUGUGAACCAGCACUCUGUGGACCUGUACAUAAGGUAACAUUGCCUGCUCUUCUAUUUCUGUGGAUAAGCUCCUUGUAGUUUCUGUCUUAACACCUCUCAAAGCUUUGCUGCAGUCUACCUGCAGAGUGCUGCCCCACUCCUCCAUGUCUCCCUUCCUGUCACAGUGUUAAACUCAGGAUCCCCGCCUGUGAAAUUGCUCCACAUCAAUGUCCUGUCAACAAUUAUCUACGCACAGUUCGUUCUACGUCACUCCCACAGCCACCACUCGCUCCUUGCUCCCUUCUCUCCUCCUCUUCUAACCUUCCCCCCCCCCCCCCCCAACUACAACUGCCCACCCAGUGGUAGGCAAGAUCGACCAAGUACAGACAGAGCUGGGGGUCCGGCUGGGUAGAGACCCUGACUUCGUCUGUCUGACCCCAGUUCUCUCCACCUGUGCACCCUCCCUCGACACAGGCAAGGGUUGUGUGACAGGAACAGACGACAGAUACUAGGGAGGUGGUAGCAAGUGAAUAGUUGUGGUCCUGUCUGAAUCUGCAUGGAAAGCGCCCUACGGUUGUGACUUUUUCUCUCUCUGCUUGGAAGUCAGUAUCUGUGUUGAAGCACUUUUGUAUUUUACACACACCAAAUUUAUAAUAAGUAUUGUAUAAUAAUGUACUAACUUUGCCUCAAGGUUUAGCUCCACCUCCCCAAUAAAGCAUGUACUGUGCAUACUUAGGA